Dama dama (fallow deer) is the source of this 3951-nucleotide messenger RNA. It is a transcript of the gene KCNMB4, whose product is annotated as potassium calcium-activated channel subfamily M regulatory beta subunit 4. NCBI's taxonomy places the organism in Eukaryota, Metazoa, Chordata, Mammalia, Artiodactyla, Cervidae. Gene Ontology annotation, biological process: detection of calcium ion; potassium ion transport. The transcript is spliced from 3 exons. The record is from RefSeq and is a predicted model, not a curated record. Gene Ontology annotation, cellular component: membrane; voltage-gated potassium channel complex. Gene Ontology annotation, molecular function: calcium-activated potassium channel activity; potassium channel regulator activity. The coding region runs from base 44 to 676 and encodes 210 amino acids.
GAGGGGGCGGGGGGAGCGCGCCCGCCGCCGGGAGUGGGGGGCGAUGGCGAAGCUCCGGGUGGCUUACGAGUACACGGAAGCCGAGGACAAGAGCAUCCGGCUCGGCUUGUUUCUCAUCAUCUCCGGCGUCGUGUCGCUCUUUAUCUUCGGCUUCUGCUGGCUCAGUCCCGCGCUGCAGGAUCUGCAAGCCACGGCGGCCAAUUGCACGGUGCUGUCGGUGCAGCAGAUCGGCGAGGUGUUCGAGUGCACCUUCACCUGUGGCGCCGACUGCAGGGGCACCUCGCAGUACCCCUGCGUCCAGGUCUACGUGAACAACUCCGAGUCCAACUCCAGGGCGCUGCUGCACAGCGACGAGCACCAGCUCCUGACCAACCCCAAGUGCUCCUAUAUUCCUCCCUGUAAGAGAGAAAAUCAGAAGAACUUGGAAAGUGUCAUGAAUUGGCAACAGUACUGGAAAGAUGAGAUUGGUUCCCAGCCAUUUACUUGCUAUUUUAAUCAAUUUCAAAGACCAGACGAUGUGCUCCUGCAUCGCACGCAUGACGAGAUAGUCCUCCUGCAUUGCUUCCUUUGGCCCCUGGUGACGUUCGUGGUGGGUGUUCUCAUUGUGGUCCUGACCAUCUGUGCCAAGAGCCUAGCAGUCAAGGCAGAAGCCAUGAAGAAGCGCAAGUUCUCUUAAGGGGAGUCGGCUCGUGGGAAGUGAAGCCCAGCAGCUGCUCUCGUCUGCACACAUCUACCUGCAGAGCCUGCUUCCCGGCCCAGGAGAUGGAAGGGGCUGUGAGAGGUCUCCGAGAGGCUCCCCCUCAAUGACAGCAGAAGCAGGCACAACCGGAAGACCUGGAACCUCAUCGAUUGUUUUCCAUGUGUCGUAGCAAUAGCUGCAGGGUCAAGCUCUGAGCUGUAUGGAGUUAUCUGUUUCAGAAAAUCCUAUAGAAGUUAAUUUUCUUCGGGGAAGUAACAGUAUAUAAUUGUACAGUGUAGAAUACAAACUAUUAUGAUUUAUGCUACCUAAAAAUAUUAAAAUAGAGUGGUCUGUGUUCUUUUCUAUUUCCUUUUUUAUGCUUUGAACACCAGGGUUUUAAAAAAGGGUCUUAUGGGUUUCAUUUGAUUUUGCUAGGUGAAACUUUUACUUGGACACAGGGAUUCCUGCACAAAUCUUGACCUCACAAUGUAACCCCCAGUCUCUAGUAUGAAGGAGUACGUUAGACUCCUAUUUGAAAAGGAAAAACUGCCACUGUUAACUCAGUCUGCAGUCACUUCUGUGACUCUCCAGCAAGGAACCCUCAAAGAUGAAAACAUUCUCCCAACACUCCAUUGUUUCUCACCAGAUUAUUUCUUAAGAGAGGGAGGUGAUUCUGAACAAGGUCUGUCCUAGCUCUAAGAGCACUGUGCCUCAUUAUUCAUCUGUUCAGGUAAUUUAUGAUGGGUUUUUGUCUCUCUGCAGUAGAAUGUACGUGAUGUGAAGGACACAUUUCAUUUUAGUUAAAUGCGGUUUUCAUUUUUCUUUUAGGUCAGGAAAAAAAUGAUCAAAAUCAGUUAAUUUUAUUUUCUUUGUCCUUGCCUUGAUGUUUUCAGUUUUAAAAUGAGAAUAUUGCUGCAGUUGUUAAUGUUUGCCUAGACAAGCCUGGAGACGCAAGCCAGCUCACAUCACUCUGCUGCUGAGCUCUCUGCGCCUUUAUCAGAAGUUCAUGGACGAGACAGUACUUCUUUGCAUCUGUUCAUAAACUCAGAUUCCAAAUAUCAAUCACAUCUAAGUGACUAUCUAAGCUCCUCUAUUUAUUUACCAUGUAGAAUCAAACCUUUGCUUACAAGAUAUGUACAAAUUUUUGGUUGAGGAAAAACUGACAACACACACUUUAUUUGCUGUCUUCUUAUUCUUCAGACGUGUUUCUGUUAGAAUGAUGACAAAUUGGAAUGUAAGGACAAGCUACCCUCAUUUAUUUUGCUCAGCAUUCUAAGAAAGAUACAUAUUAGUGGCUUGAUGAUUUCCUGACUUUGGGUCCACAUAGCAAUGUUUUCUUAAAUUUGAAACUCAAGUAACUGAAAGAACCAUUGUCAUCUGUGGAAGACUAGGGUGUUGGAUGAGUAAGGUAUUUUUCUUCCAAUUCAAGUGUUACAGAUUUCACUGUGAAAAAGGCCUUGAACACACUAUUUAUGACAUCCUUUGAGGCAGCUACAGUGCCUUGACUUCAAUCCCAGUUUUCUGUUGCAGCAUCCCUGUUGUCUCAGCAACAAAGUGAACCAUUCUGAAGCACAGAGUAACAUGAAAAUGGGGCUCAGAGAAAGUCAACGUCAUUGCAUUACAUUGUGGGAGAUAUAUUGUGUAGAUGAAGUCUCUUUAUCCAUUUCAUCUAAAUCCAAUAAUCUGUAAUUAAUUGAUUACAGGGAGUUGAUAAAAACAGUGCGUGAACAUACAUGUUGGUAAAAAGGGAAGUUGAUAUAUAUUGAUGUGAGUUUUUAUUUACCAGUUUUUAACCAUUUAUAUAAAACUAAAUAAAUGCUUCUAUUUAGGCUCAAAGAGUAUACCUGGUUAUAUUCUGUAGGUUGAUUUUUGGAAAAAAGGAGAAGCAUGCUGAAUUACUGAGGUCACAUAUAAUUUUAAAAUCUUUCUUGCUUGUAGCCAGUUAAGUUUGAGGUACUUUAUUUAUACUUAUCAUUAAAGAUAAAAUUCAAUGGAACAACAUUUUUAGGAUCACAGAAGACAAAGAAGCUUAAAUUCUUAAUAUUUCAAUUCUCUUUUUUUUCUAAAUAUAAAUGAGGAAAUGGUAUAAGCUGCUGGAACAGAAACCCCCAAAUAUGAUGACUCAUGUAAGACAGAAGUUUUUCUUUCUUUCUUUUAUGGCAAUCCGGAGGUACCUGAGAAGUCAUCCAGGAGGGCAGGUCUGCUUCUUAAGGUAAUCAAGGAACCCAAGUUUGUCUACCUUGUCCUCUCAUUAUCAAAGGUGUUAUUCAUCCCAUGGUCAAAGUGGGCUCAAAAAUACACACCCAUUCUGCAGCCCAUGAAAAGAGAGCAAUUUGGGAGCUAGCUAUUGGGUUGACCAAAAGUUCAUUCUGGUUUUUUCAUGAGGUGUUAACCUUUUGGAAAAGUCUGUACAAGCUUUUUCGGCCAACCCAAUCCUUCCUUUUAAGGAAGUUCCAGCCAUCACUCUGCUCAUAGUCUAUCCGUGAAUACCGAUUACAUAAGUAUACCUAGCUUCAAGGAAGACUGGGACCUGUUGUCUCCAGCUAGAUGGACAUAUGUCCUAUUAAAGCUCCAGGAAAAAAGGAAAAGGGGAGAAUGAUACUCGAGUUAAAGACAGGAAUGAUGGACAGCUGUCAGUGGCCCAUGCUACGAUGAAAAUCUGGGCAGGGAUGACAAAGAUCUGUUGCUCUGGCAGGAUGUACAGUCCUUGGUUAGACCUUGAAUCUUCUCUCUGGGAGAAACUCCCUUGUCCUCUGUUCUCUCUGGCCUCUACUUUGACUUCUAGGAGACUCUUGCUCCUCAGACUUCAUAGCCACAUCUGAAGCUUUUGGGAGGCAUCACAGCUUUUGCAGGCCCCCACCUGCUGGUGCAGAUUUGUAGAGUAGACCUAGAUUUCUUUAGAGACUGAACAAAUGUAGAUUUUUUCAAGUUUAUAGGGUUGUUGUUUAAUUGACUGCAGUAGGGAGUUUGACUCUAUUUUUGAUGUUGGGAUGCUAACAGCUUUCCCUUUCUGCUCCCCUUUUCCUUUCCCCUUCUGCUCCACAUCUGGGCAAGCUGAUUAGUGAGCCUGGGUACCCCCUCCUUUGGACUGGGUGGGAAGUUCAAAUCAUACAAGCCCUGGCCUGCUUGCAGGAACCCACUCCCUGCCCCACACCCUAAGAAUAAUAAAGUCAAACCAGUCAAGUCAUUUUUGGAUCUGCUUUGGAACUGCUCCACUCUCCUAGAAAGUCUCAUUCAUUAUGUGAAUAAUAAACCUUUUCAUACCCUCUUGA